AUGUAUCUAGACUUCACCAAGAGCCUCGGUAUUGGCUCGCUCACUACCAUGCUUCUCUCCGCAUUUUCCCCACGAGAGCGUGCUCUCGUUGAUCAUCAGCCAGCGCUACCUCCAUCCUAUCCGCUGGCUGUCCGGAGUCCCUAUCUCUCGUCAUGGAUGCCCAGCGAUCAGGUUCAGACAUUGCCGUAUGCGGAGCCUCAGUUCUGGGCGGGACAGAGUCUCACCUGGUCGGUUAUGGCUCGCGUAGAUGGCCAAGCGUACAGUUUGAUGAGCGUCAAGAAUCCGGGCGAGAACAUCCGUCCUGCUAUCGUUCGAAGCGCCGAGUAUACUGCGACUCAUUCGGUGUUUACUCUUUCCGCUGGUUCGGUGGUUUUCACUCUGGACUUUUUCUCGCCCAUAUCGCCCUCAAACUAUCUGCGACAGUCCCUCCCUUUCAGCUACUUGACCGUUUCUGUAUCGGAGGGUAAUUCUAAGAGCAUUCAGAUCUACUCUAGUAUCGACGGAAGAUGGACGGGCAAGCCACAACACACUACACGUGGUUUCCGUGAGAUCGGCUCCACGGCCGUCUUUUCGUUGGGGUUGAAGAACGGCGUCCCUUACUCGGAAGUAGAUGACAUGGCCACUUGGGGCGAGGCGAUCUUCGCCUCUCGCCCAACUUCUAGGUCUAAACUCUCUUUCUCAUCUGGGAAACGGGGCGAUGUGCGCUCUCAGUUUGUCAGUACCGGGAGGCUGGUCGACAACCGCCAGUCAUGGGCUCCAGGAGGGAUUGUAGCCCUUUCGCACGACUUAGGAAGGGUUGACAGUGGAGAAGCAGUGACAUUUGCCGUUGGACAUGUGCGCGAAGAGUCCAUUAAUUACCUGGGCAAGCCAUACACCGGAUAUUACCGAUCGCAGUACCCGGAUAGCCACGACGCGGUUUCUUACUUCCUUGACGACUAUCCCGCCGCUCUGCAGGAGUCUCGGGUGCUCGAUACGGAGAUGGCCAAGCAAGCCAAAGCGGCAGCUGGUCAGAAGUACGCCGAUAUCGUCACACUGUCGGCUCGCCAGGCGUAUGGAGGGAUAGAGGUGACCAUUCCUAAUGACACUCUCGACACCACCGAUGUUCUGGCAUUCAUCAAGGAGCUUUCCAGCAAUGGCAACCUCAACACAGUGGACGUUAUCAUGCCCGCCUUCCCGAUCUACUACGUUCUGGACCCGGACUACAUCCGCCUUCUGCUGGAACCGAUGAUGAGGUACCUGGCUGCUGGCCGCUGGCAAAAGCCGUAUGUGAUCCACGACAUGGGCAAGCAUUACCCCAAUGCCAUCGGGCAUGACAAUCAAAAAGCCGAGCCAAUGCCGAUCGAGGAAUGUGGAAAUCUAAUGGUACUGAUCCUGGCCUACGUGCGAGCAACGGGUGACACCGAAUGGGCCGCCCAGUACACUGACCUCCUGAGGGGCUAUGCGGACUACUUGGUCGAUAAUGGUGUUGAUAUCACCAAGCAGCUGUCUUCCAACGACGCGGCUGGUGCACUUGCCAAUGAGACAAACCUUGCCAUCAAGGCGGCCGUCGGUAUCAAGGCAUUCGGCGAACUAACGGGACUUUCCGAAUACUCUGAAAUCGGCGAAGCGCGCGCGGAUCUGUUCUUCACCCAGGGCCGGGGAACAGACGGGAAUAAGACACACUUCGUGCUGCAAUACCCCGACAAGCCAGCCUCGUGGAAGAUUCCAUACAACCUCUACCCAGAUGUACUGUUGGAUCUUCAGACCUUCCCCAAAGCGGCAUACGAAAUGGGAAAUACCUUCUUCAAGUCGGUUCGAGCCGAAUAUGGAGUUCCGUUGGAUAACCGGCAAGACUGGGCCAAGUCGGACUGGAACAUGUGGUUGGCAGGCACAUUUGACGCCGACACUCGGUCUGAGUUUGUGGAUGAUCUCUGGAGUUUCAUGACCAACGGAAAACACAACUGGCCGUUCUCCGAUCGGUACGUUGCCACAUCCGCCAAGGGACGGAGCCCUGGGGUGCCUGUAUUGUGCCGAGCUCGCCCAACAGUGGGUGGUCAUUUUGCCCUGAUGGCACUACAAGGGCCCAAAUCUCUUCAGGCUGCUGUGUCGAGGCAGAUGUUUGGUGAAGGGGGCAACAAAGGAGGCAGUGGCAGCCAGGAGAUUCUUUUGAACCAGGGAGAGAAUCUGUAG
Aspergillus luchuensis is the source of this 2169-nucleotide messenger RNA. Its product is annotated as putative glutaminase. The transcript has 2 exons. NCBI's taxonomy places the organism in Eukaryota, Fungi, Ascomycota, Eurotiomycetes, Eurotiales, Aspergillaceae. The record is from RefSeq and is a predicted model, not a curated record. Gene Ontology annotation, biological process: carbohydrate metabolic process. Bases 1 to 2169 code for a protein of 722 amino acids.